ACAGGAAAACAAAAAAUAUGUGGGAAAAAGAUCGACUUGGCAAUUGUCUUGGAUGCGUCUGCCAGCAUUGGUGAAGAGAACUUCAAACUUGGAAAAGAUUUUGCCAAGAGACUGAUAAAGAGGUUUACGAUUUCAAAAGACAAAGUUCAAGUGUCUGUUAUCGCUUAUUCUCAGUACAUCAACAUAGCGUCCAGGUUUAAUGAUAAUAAUGACGAGAAGUCACUGGAUAAUACUUUGGACAACAUUUUCUACGAAGCAUCUUCAAGCGGCACUGGCAAAACUCUGGAGGCCGUAAAUUUCGAGGUGUUUACAGAGAAGAGUGGGGCAAGAAGUGGGAGGCCUGGUAAGAAAACUAUUUUUUCCAGUUCCAAAAACUCUCACUUUCAAAACGAGGCUAAGUGCAAAAGCUUUGUUGUGUAAAUGAGUUUUAUUUGCGUGAGAUUUCAUAUCAAUGGUUUCGCUCUUAGCCUCGCUUUGAAACAGAGGCUAGAGGCAACUAGAAUGUAAAGCCUUUUCACAUAACGUCACGUACACCAUGUUGGUGUACCAAAACAAUAAAACGGCGGUCACGGUUGUUUACAAUGGUGAACAAACAGAUUCCGGAAAAUCUCGUUGGAAAGUCCCGGAAAAUCCGGUUGGAAAGUAGCUGGAUUAUUAUACGACAUUCUGGGUAAUUGCAGCGGAAUUUUUUUUUUGCGGACGGAAUGUUCCAAACGGAAAUUCGUAUUCCAUUUUUCAUACCAGUUUCAGGCCUUCGCGGCUGUUUUUCGGUAAAUGGAACUGAUUUGUACAAACCGGCCGGUCUGUUCACAAAAUUUAGAACUGGUAAUUCUCGUCCCGGAAUCGCGUUUACCGUCCAGUACAUGUGAACCGCGUUUACAGUUCAGUGAAACUGGUAUCAAAUAUCUCAACGAGCGGGGCGAGAGGAUCUCUUUUUUUUUUGCCCUUUUUGGAUUGCGAAAUAUUAAACAGCGUAACCCCGUCCCUAUUUCUCCCGUUUCCCACCCUUUUAGAACUCUUACCUCUCACCCGACUUUCCUCCCCCGCCUCCCGUACUCCACCCUCCGCCUAUUCUCCCCGGCUUCCGCUCCUCUGACCUCCCACACUCAACUGGGUCACGUUGCAUUAUUAGAGCUUAAUCAGCGACGUUUUUGAGCGACGUUCCUCAACCGGAAAUGAGCUAUUUUCUAUUUUAAUAUGCUCUGACGCUACCAAAUUUGUAUGGCUAUGUGUCUUUACUCUUAUAGAGACGAUUUGACCAAACGUUUGUUCAAAAUCACAGCUCAAGUGCGCAAAAAGUCCACUUCCGGUUGAAGUGCCUCUCUCAAAAACGUCGCUGCUUAGACCCCGGGAGUGGGGGAGGGAACUCCGCAUAUGAAGGGGGUGGGAAUGCUCGUCGUCUCGCUUAGGGGUAUAAAUUUCGGAUUUUGGUCUCACUUAGGGUGUUCUGGGCAAAAUGCUAUCAUAUUUAGCUAGGAAGGUCUCGUUUAGGGUUGCACGCGAAAAAACAUAAAAAUAUCUAUAUUGUCUGUGUUUUAACAUGGCUUUCUUUUAGGGGUCAAAAAAAGCUUGGGCCACGCCCAGAUCGGUCUCUUUUAGGGGUUUAAUUCAAAAUUUCCGACGAGCAUCCCCACCCCUUUCAUAUGCGGGGUCCUCCCCCCGGGGGGGCUAGACUCCCUAAUAUUUUUCCUACAUUAUGAUUUCAGACGUUAAAAAAGUAACCGUAGUUGUCACCGAUGGGUGGAGCGGCAUUGGUACCGACAUGGUAAAGGAGAAAGUAGGUCAAAUGAAAAGAAGGGGAAUUGAAAUGUUUGCAGUGGGAAUCACAAACAGCAUGAAAGAUGAAGAAUUACAAGUUAUUUCCAGUCGUCCUCUAAAACACCAUCUUUUUAGGCUGACGGAUUCUAUGGCUGAAAAUCAAAUAAUCGAUUCAAUUGUUACGCAAGUCUGUUAA
Molecule: messenger RNA, 1954 nt
Organism: Porites evermanni
Lineage: Eukaryota; Metazoa; Cnidaria; Anthozoa; Scleractinia; Poritidae
Source: the annotation of a GenBank genome assembly